Molecule: messenger RNA, 768 nt
Organism: Aspergillus ruber CBS 135680
Lineage: Eukaryota; Fungi; Ascomycota; Eurotiomycetes; Eurotiales; Aspergillaceae
Product: LAGLIDADG family homing endonuclease
Exons: 3
Coding region: 1-768 (255 amino acids)
Molecular function (GO): endonuclease activity
Source: RefSeq, a predicted model, not a curated record
AUGGGGUUUAAUUUAAUUUAUUUCGCUAUAUGCUGGAACGGUUUAGUGCUAAUUGGUACUUUGAAUAGUAAAAAUUCAAUUAGCUAUACCCAAUCAGCAGGCAAUCUGUCCCUGUACUCAUUUAAGAGUAAAACACGGAAAGGAGAUGGUGCUAUUCAAACUUAUGCAAAUGGUACAAGAGUACGUUUUGUUCUUACUCAAAAGGAAAGUGGUAUUCUGUAUCACAUACAUAAUAAGUUGAGGAUUGGUACUGUUAAGCAUUUUCCACAAGGAAUAAGUGGUAACAAAAAUGAUUUUUAUAGAUUAAUUGUAGAUAAUCCCUCACAUAUUCUAUUAUUAGCCUUUUUAUUUAAUGGGUUUACUGAUGCAGAAGGUUGUUUUAAUGUAUCUAUUACAUCCAAUUCAAGAUAUGCAUUAGGUAAUGUAAUAAAAAUGCGUUAUUUACUUGAUCAAAAGGAUAGAACUAUCCUUUAUACUAUACGUGAUCUUUUUGGUUUUGGUAAAGUAACCCUUAGAUCUGAAACUAAAGGUGUUUACCGUUAUACAGCUACAGGGUUUAAAUCAAUGAAUGAUGUAAUAUCUUAUUUUAAAGUAUUUCCAUUAUAUACUAAAAAGGCUAUUUCUUUUGAAAAGUGGUUAACUAUCCAUAAUCUCGUUUCUAAUAAAUUACAUCUUACUGAAGAAGGAUUAGCCCAAGUAAGAGUAUUACAGAAACAGAUUAAUAUUAACAGUAGUAUGACUAAUAAAACAGGAUCUGCACAUCCUUAG